AUGCAGCACAGCAAGUCCUUCCUCAUUAAGGACCUGCUGGGGGAUGUCCUCACCGACAGGGAAGCAGAAGAGUCGGAAGAGGAUCGGGAGGCGGAGCACGCAGCCGACGCGAGCGCCAGCAGCGGCAGUGCGGGGGGCGGCGGUAACGAUGGCGGCGUCGUGAGCGCGCUGGACGCCAAGGCGGAAGCGGCCGGGGGCGGCGGCGGCGGCGGCGGCGGAGGCGGAGGCGGCGGCGGCGGUGGCGACGCGGGCCCGGGGGCGGCGGGCAAGGGGCGCAAGCCGCGCCGGCGCAGGACGGCGUUCACGCACGCGCAGCUCGCCUACCUGGAGCGCAAGUUCCGCUGCCAGAAGUACCUCUCCGUGGCCGACCGCAGCGACGUCGCCGACGCGCUCAACCUCAGCGAGACGCAGGUCAAGACCUGGUACCAGAACCGCAGGACUAAGUGGAAGCGGCAAAACCAGCUGCGGCUGGAGCAGCUGCGGCAGCAGGCGUCGGUGGAGAAGGAGCUGCUAUCUGCGCAUGCGCCCGCAGAGCCGGCAGCCUGCUGCCCCUACCAGCCGCCCGCCUUCCUCACCACGGCCGCCGCCAUCUUCCGCAACGUCACCUACGUGCACGGCUGCCAACUGUAG
Messenger RNA from Schistocerca nitens (vagrant locust), 630 nucleotides. Its product is annotated as NK1 transcription factor-related protein 1. Bases 1 to 630 code for a protein of 209 amino acids. The transcript is spliced from 3 exons. Lineage: Eukaryota; Metazoa; Arthropoda; Insecta; Orthoptera; Acrididae. Gene Ontology annotation, cellular component: nucleus. Gene Ontology annotation, molecular function: RNA polymerase II cis-regulatory region sequence-specific DNA binding; DNA-binding transcription factor activity, RNA polymerase II-specific. The record is from RefSeq and is a predicted model, not a curated record. Gene Ontology annotation, biological process: cell differentiation; regulation of transcription by RNA polymerase II.